AUGGGUGACCCCGAGGAGACUUUCGGGGGGGACGCCGACGCCAGCCCCGCGCCUUACGAGGAGCUGGUGUCCGCCCUGGCCGGGGGCCUGUACGGGGAGCUGGAGCGGCUGGUGGGGGCGCACGGGCCCGGCGCGGUGGCGGGGCUGCUGCCCCAGCUGGUCUCCGUCCUGGAGUCGCUGCAGGGGGCGUGCGGGCAGGUGCGCGAGCGGGACCAGGCCCUGGAGCGCCUGCGCGACGACCGGCUGCGCCUGCUGGAGCAGUACGAGCGGGAGCGAGGGGGCCGCAAGCGGGCCGAGGAGCGCUUCAUGGAACUGGAGGACGCGAUGGAGCAGGAGCGCAAGGCGCACGCCGCCACCGUGACUCGGCUGGAGGGGCAGAGCCGUGCCCUGGAGGGUAAAGCGCGGAGCCACGCCGAUCAGGUGGCCAGCCUGGAAGACCAAAAGUCUUCGCUCUUGAAGGAGCUCUCGGCUCUCCAUCAGACCCACACAAAGAUGAUGCAGAGCUACAGGGAGCUGAAAGCGCAACGGGUGGCGUUGGCUGGCGUAGGCCACACGGGAUCUCCAUCUGUAGAGACGAAAAGGUUGAAGCCCCCACCCAUCCGGGAGCCCCCACAGUUUCUGCCAAGCAUCUCAGACCCUGGAGCGCCCGAAUCACUGCAGCCCCUAGAGCAGCCUGGAGAGAUCCGAGAGCCGCCCUGCUCGGAGAAGACACCCCAGAAAGGAGCAGGAAGAAACGACUGCCCUUUGGCCCAAGAGAUGGUGCAGCAGCCAGAGAAAGAGGCUUCUCCUGCCCGAGAGGAACGCUUUGACCUGGAUGAUCUUCUGAGCUCCACUCCAGAACUGGCGCCUGCUCCGCAGCCCCCGAGCAGCCCCCUGAGUACCACCCUCGAGCGCAACACGGUCUCACUUUUCGCCGAGGUCUUGGGCCUCAGCCCAGAAAUUAUCAGCGAUAUGGACGAUGGUGCCGACCUGCAGGGGGAUGUCUUAGAAACCCUAAUGGCGGAAAACUCGCAACUACAAGAGGCACGGAGCGCUCUGGAUGCUGCCCGCCGCCAUCUCAUUGCCCGUGUGGAGGAGCUCAGUGAGGACCGCGAGUCGCUGAGGUUGGAGCGAGACUCGACCGUAGGGAGCCUGAGCCGCUGCCAAGUGCAGCUGAAGGAGGCCGAGUCGGAGCUUAGUCGGAUCCGACAGGAGCUGGAGGAAACCAGGCGUCCGAGUGACGAUGGGGAGGCUGAAGCGGGCCCCUCCAGGCCUCAGCGGUUCACCCGGGCAGAGAUGGCGCGGGUGGUGAUGGAACGCAACCUCUACAAGGAAAGGCUGAUGGAGCUGCAAGAAGCUGUCCGGCGCACUGAGCUGCUCAGGGCUUCGCGAGAAGAACAGGCAGUUCAGAUGAAAAAAUCAUCUUUCUGGAAAAUUUUUGAUCACUUAUUUAGCCCCUCGGACUCUCCAGAGAAAACUCCCGCAUCCCCCCUGCUUGCAAGGCGGGCCCAAUCCAGCCCCAGCAUACGUAGCGAAUUGGGACGGAAUGGUGGGCAGGCGUCCCCGGCUUUGAGAUACAUCCCACGAGCAACCUCGCCCACUGAGGCUGACUCCUCCCCGCAACAGAAGCGCCACGAGCUGUACCGUGAUAUCCGUUCGCACAUCUGGCAGGAGCAUGGCCGGGCGCAGAUCCAUGGGUGGAGCCAGCCACCGGCAUUCCAGGGCCACGAUCCACCUCCAGGGGGUGCUGACGUCCCCAUGCUUGUGCAGCUACGGAUGUUGGACCAGAAGGACCCGAGCACCAAGCUAUGGUGCGCUGCAGCAUCUGUUGGGCUGGAACCUCAAGAGACGCCAGAGGCCGGCACACCUGAUCAGUGCCUUGGGGGCAGCUCUCUGUUGUGGGUGGCCUCUGGGACCCACUCGGCAAGCGAAGUGAUGCUUUUCGACGCUCAGAACCCAAACCGGCUCCUGGAACAUUUUGUGUUACCUGGAAUUCACAUCCUCUCCCUUGCGUGUGUGCCCGGCCUUACGGUACCUGGAGGAGAGAGCCCUGAGCUCGAGCCAGAGAUCCUCGAAGAUCCCCUGGCACCUGGAUCUGACAGCGAGGACGAAACGCUGGAAAUGGAGGCGGUCGGCACGGAACCCACUGUGUGGUUUGGGACCCAGGAGGGAUGCAUCUCUGUCCACUCUGCCGAGACAGACUGGCGACGCUGCCGGGGGAGAGCCCAGCUGAAGGACGCUGUCCACUGCAUUGUCCACUCCCAGGGCCGCGUUGCAGCAACACUAGGGGACGGAUCCGUGGCCAUUUUCCACCGGAACCCCGUUCGAAAGUGGGACCUGCGUUCCCCGCGCCUGGUUGACUUGGGAAGGCCGCGGCGCUCCAUUCGUUGCGCCAUCCCUGUGCUGGACCGGCUGUGGUGCGGAUACGGAAACCGAAUCUACGUGCUGGACCUGCGCACUGCUCGCAUCCAGCGGUACUUCGAGGUGGCUUCACAUCCCGAAAGUCAAGUGCGGCAUAUGGUGGCGGCUGGCAGUGGCAUAUGGGUCUCGGUUCGGCUAGAUUCCACUCUGCGCUUGCUCCACGUGGAGACUGGGCAGCCCCUGCAGGAAGUGGAGUUGGGACCCUACGUCAGCCGCAUCCUUGGGCCUAAUAGCCUUAGUUUAGCCCUGAACAUCACAGCGCUUGGUGCGUUUGGGAAGCGGCUGUGGGUCGGCACAUCCGGAGGCACCGUCAUCUCCUUGCCCUUCAUCUCGGAAUCUGUGGGAAGCUCACAGUCUCCUGCACCCGCUGGCAUCCCUUACUGUGCCAUGGAGCACGCCCAGGUCAGCUAUCACGGGCACCGUGACGCAGUUCGCUUCUUUGUCUCUGUCCCAGGAUGUAUGGAUCUGUCGUCUUUGGAGCAUCCCAAGGAGUCCCACAAAGAGAAGCCAAGGAAGCCUUGCACUUUGGUGCUAAGUGGAGGGGAAGGCUACAUUAAUCUCCGAAUAGGAGACGACACCGAUGAACGCUACGGCGACCUGCUGCUCCCUAACCCCCGCUUACGUCGUGCCGAGCGAAGCCACCUUAUCGUCUGGCAGGUGCGGGCCUGAGGCUUCGGUGAUGGGCAUG
This is a messenger RNA of Euleptes europaea (tarantolino), 3088 nucleotides long. RefSeq names its product C-Jun-amino-terminal kinase-interacting protein 4-like. The transcript is spliced from 27 exons. NCBI's taxonomy places the organism in Eukaryota, Metazoa, Chordata, Lepidosauria, Squamata, Sphaerodactylidae. Gene Ontology annotation, cellular component: cytoplasm. The record is from RefSeq and is a predicted model, not a curated record. Bases 1 to 3069 code for a protein of 1022 amino acids. Gene Ontology annotation, biological process: vesicle-mediated transport. Gene Ontology annotation, molecular function: signaling receptor complex adaptor activity; kinesin binding; JUN kinase binding.